UUCACCCCCCCUAUUUGUCUGCUGAUGGUUUGUCUCUUCUUCCGCUUGUUCCAAUAUGGCGGCGUCCGGUAGGCACGUAGGGCAUUAUAUCCACAGAAACGGACGUUUUCUGCGGGUUAACCUUGACCAUUUGUGGGCUAACAGGAGUUUUGGAUGGACUUCUGCACUGCAACAACAAGCUCCAGAAGUUAAUAAAGAUUCAUCAGAGUCGAUUGUCAUCCCCAGAAAGAAAACAUGGAGCAAAACUGCAGUUCUGGAAGCCCUGGCAUCAACUGUGAAGAGGGAUCCUACAGCCCAUCCGUACCAGUUCCAGGAUGAUCCGUACCUUGCUCCCAGAACAUCUGCUGAGUUUAGGCUGUUUUCUCUCUCCCAGGAGUCCGGUCGCUCUGCUGCCAAGUUCUUCGUCAACAACAAUCCAAAGUUCUUCACUAAAGACUUUGCUGAACCCCACAUACCUUGUCUGAUGCCAGAGAGCGUGACGCUGCGUCUGGAGGAGGUGAGCGAGGAGGCCUUGAAGGAGCGCAUCAGCCUGAGGAAAGUGACGGCUGCUGUUGACAUGUACGAUCAGCUCCUGCAAGCCGGCAUGGCCGUUUCCAUGGAAACCUCUCACGACCUGCUGGACCUCGUCUGUCUGUACUGCGACAAGGACCCCGAGCAGGAGGAGGGGCCUCAGGGGGAAACGGGAGAGGAGGCAAAAGGAAGAAGAGGGAGGAUGAGGCGAGAUUUUCCGAAGACUUUGUGGAAAGAAAACAACAACGCUGAGAGAAUCUUCAACCUGCUGCCAGAAAGAGACACGCGCUGCUACUCUGCUCUAAUCAGAGGCAUGGUGAAGCAUGGAGCUCCUGCAAAAGCUUUCAGUUUGUAUACAGAUCUGCUGAACAACAGACUGACAGGUGACGUCCAUCUCUUCAACGCUCUCAUCCUCGCUGCUCCAGAACUCAGAGAAAAAUAUACUGAAAAGUGGGAUCUCAUCAGUGAGCUGCUGAACCAGAUGAGUCAGCAGAAAGUUCAACCCGACCUUCUGACCUUCAACAGCGUUCUGAAAGCUCUGCGGCGCUGCGGCUACGUGGCAAAAACCAAAGCUCUGCCCACGCUGAGCGAGAUGAAGGCCAUGGGCAUCUCUCCGAGUUUGGCCACCUACGACCACAUCCUGGCAGCUUUUUUCAAAUCAGCGUCCUCUGGUACGAGCAACAUCGACAUCCUCCUGGAAGUUCUGUCGGAGCUGGAAGGAAGGAGCUUCACCUGCCAGGAUCCUGAUGAUGUUCUCUUCUUCUCCAGCGCCAUGAGAGUCUGUUUAGACGGCAAAGAUCUGGAGCUGGGAUAUAAGGUCCAGACUUUGGUAGAAGUUGGAGACAACUGGAGGCUUCUGGGAGACUCCUUCCAGCAGAGUAUUUACUAUGGCCGCUUCUUCCACCUGCUGUGUAUGAUGGAGAACAUUGACGUGGUUUUGGAGUGGUACCGAAAGAUCAUCCCAUCGCUGUACUACCCCAACCCUCAGGGAAUGAGGGACCUGCUGCAGGCGCUGGACACCGACAGCCGCCUGGACAUGCUGCCGACGAUCUGGAAAGACAUAAAGAGUUUGGGUCACGAUAACAAAUCCGAGCUGGUGGAGGAGCUGCUCGCCCUGAUGGCCAGAGAGAAGCACAGUCCAGAGGUUCAGGAGUCGUUUGCUGAGUGUGCUCUGAAUGUCAAGAGCGUGUGCGAUGGGAGGCCCGGUACGGAGUGGAGCGCCUCCUCCCUGUCCUACAUCACCACUCUUCUCCUGCGGGCCAACAAAACCCAGGAGGCCUGGGAGGUGCUGCUGGUCUUUAAAGCCAAGAACAGAAUUCCUUCCGAGGAGUUGUUGAACAGCUUCCUGUCGGCCUGCCACACCACCAGAGAUUCCCGGAUCGCAGUGGAGCUGGUGCAGCUGUCUUCAGCCUUCUGUCUGCCAAUCACAUCAGCACUGGCCUCCAGAGCGCUGGCAGAGUUCAACCUGACCGAGGAGCAGAGAGCCGUUCUGUCUGAACUGGAGGUUGCAGUGGAGUCUUCUGACUGAAGAACCAGGAGGAAAACUGAUCAUUUUUAUGCCUAUAUGGACAAAAAACUUCCUAACCCUCUAAAUAAUUCUGUCUAUAUUCGCCUUGUCAACGUAAUAAAACUUUGUGACACAAAA
Molecule: messenger RNA, 2155 nt
Organism: Oryzias melastigma (Indian medaka)
Lineage: Eukaryota; Metazoa; Chordata; Actinopteri; Beloniformes; Adrianichthyidae
Gene: ptcd3
Product: pentatricopeptide repeat domain 3
Exons: 23
Coding region: 56-2038 (660 amino acids)
Biological process (GO): mitochondrial translation
Cellular component (GO): mitochondrion
Molecular function (GO): rRNA binding; protein binding; ribosomal small subunit binding
Source: RefSeq, a predicted model, not a curated record